This is a messenger RNA of Linum trigynum, 751 nucleotides long. The record is from the annotation of a GenBank genome assembly. Lineage: Eukaryota; Viridiplantae; Streptophyta; Magnoliopsida; Malpighiales; Linaceae.
UCACAUCAGAAAGAAAGAAGAAGUAAAAAUGGCGUCAGUAUCAUUUCUGGUGCGACUUGAUCUCAUGGUAAUGACUAUGACCAUCUUCUUUGCCACCAGCUACGCUGAUCCGAAAGAUCAAGUGUGCGGUGCUGGUGGGCAGAACGGCCUUUACAACUUUGCUUGCAGCAACCAAACGCUGCCGCCGUCGCCCAACCUGCAAGCUGACGUGCUGACCUAUGCCGAGGAUAAGCUGUCCGAGGCGCUUCAAUCGUCUUCCUUCGACGCCUGCGAAGAGAGCAGGACUUACCGCAUAGGUAACGGCCAAGAGGGAACCGCAUUCUUCAUGUACGCGGGUUGCGCGCAUGGCCUCGAUGGUCGUCAGUGCAGGGAGUGCGCGCGGAAUGCAAGCCACGUCAUUCGCGGCUACUGUCUAGACGCGACCUGGGCUCAGGCAGCGUCGGAGUUAUGUUGUGUUCGGUAUCAGAUGUCCAAGUUCUGUACAGUCGUCGGAACAUCGUCGUAACAUGGUAUCGGAGCGUCUUUGUUCGUCGAAAGAUCUUGUGUGUUAUCCGAAUCUAUAAUAACAACAGUAUCAACCCUUGUCUAACCAUUUAGAUUACGUUUGAAGGAUGGUGUACAAGAUGGCACAAAAUCUAUUGCCCAACUUGACAUUAUUUGCGUGCAUGAAAUUCAAAUCCCUAUCAUUCAGGCAACACGACGUUCAUCGUGGCUUAAGUAAGCUAAUCGAAAAUACAAGUAAUGCUAUAAC